Messenger RNA from Symbiodinium sp. CCMP2456, 986 nucleotides. Lineage: Eukaryota; Dinophyceae; Suessiales; Symbiodiniaceae. The record is from the annotation of a GenBank genome assembly.
GUUGCCAUCGAUGCAUCGCGUAAGCUGGUGGAGAGCGAGUACGGAAAGGAGUACUUGCCUGAGAAGCCUCGCAUGUACUCCUCGAAAGUGAAGAAUGCUCAGGAGGCUCACGAAGCAAUUCGACCAGCGGGUAACGAAUUCCGCAAACCUGAUUCCCUGAAAAAAGAAUUGAAUGACGAACAGUUCAAACUGUUCGAGCUGAUUUGGAAACGAACGGUUGCCUGUCAGAUGGCAGACGCUCGGGGGCAUCGCAUCUCUAUCAACAUUGGCGGUGGAGAAGCAGUCUUCUAUGUCAGCGGAAAGACGAUUGACUUUCCUGGCUUUCUUCGUGCUUACGUCGAAGGCUCUGACGAUCCUCAGGCAGAACUUGCCGACCGAGAAACGCUGCUGCCGACGGUUACUAUUGGUCAAAGCGUUGAUGCGAAGGAAUUCGACCCUAAGAGCCACACAACCCAGCCUCCGGCACGGUUCAGCGAAGCUUCGCUAACACGUAGUUUGGAAGAAAUGGGAAUUGGCCGCCCGAGUACGUACGCAUCGAUUAUCGACACGAUUUUGCGUCGUGAGUACGUGUUCAAAAAAGGGAAUGCACUUGUCCCAACAUGGACUUCAUUUGCGGUAGUUGGACUGCUUGAAGCCCAUCUCGCAAAACUGGUCGACUACGAUUUCACGGCGAAGAUGGAGGACGAUCUCGACAGCAUUAGCCGCGGUGAAGCAGACGCGAGCGAUUACCUCAGCAAGUUCUAUUUCGGCGUCGAAAAUCAUGGCCUCAAGCAGGUCAUCGAAGAACGCAUUAAAGACGUCGACGCUCGUAGCGUGAACUCGAUUCCGCUCGGGGCACCUCAGGAAGGGGAGCAUCGUGACGAAGUCUUUGUUCGCGUCGGUCGUUAUGGGCCCUACGUCGAGCAAGGGGAGCGUCGUGGAUCGAUUCCGGAUGAAUUGCCUCCAGAUGAAAUCGACCUGACGAGGGCGAUGGAAAUCCUCGAGCA